Molecule: messenger RNA, 2541 nt
Organism: Verticillium alfalfae VaMs.102
Lineage: Eukaryota; Fungi; Ascomycota; Sordariomycetes; Glomerellales; Plectosphaerellaceae
Product: ISWI chromatin-remodeling complex ATPase ISW2
Exons: 4
Coding region: 1-2541 (846 amino acids)
Cellular component (GO): nucleus
Molecular function (GO): ATP binding; DNA binding; ATP-dependent chromatin remodeler activity
Source: RefSeq, a predicted model, not a curated record
AUGGCCUCACCCUCCCCUUCCGACGAGGACUCGGUCCUAUCUCAGGGCCCAGAGCCCCCAACAUCCGAAUCCUCACCACCUCCCGAAGAUUCUAUUGAAGACCUCUCGCCAGAGGCCCAAAAAUGGCAACAGGACGAGGAGAAGGCGCGCACCGCCAACGAGCAAGCGGAGAAGAAGAGAAGGGAUGCUAUUCAGAAGCGGAAGGAUAACAAGAAACCUGAAACAAAAGCCGAGCGCGAACAGAAGGCGCGUCAGCUCGAUGACCUGUUGCUGAAGAGUGCUGCUUUCAGUGAUAUCCUGACCAAGAAGACGCAGGUCUUGGGUAAGGUUGGAAGCGGUCUCGAUGGAAAAACCUUGGGAGAGCACGAUCUGCACAUGGCGAAACAGCCCAAGUCUCUCAUCAACGGCAAGACGGUGCAGGUGAUCUCACUCAUCGCCCUCCUUCGCGAAGAAGAAUUCCUCGGCCCUCAUCUGGUGAUUGCUCCACUCAGCACAUUAAGCAACUGGAUCAAUGAGUUCAAGAGAUGGUGCCCCUCAAUCCCAGUUGUUCUCUACCACGGUACUCCCAAGGCGAGACAGGAGAUUUGGGCCAAGAGCGUGAAGAAGCACCUCAAAGGUGGACGCCCAACGGAAUCCUUCCCGGUUGUGUGCACCUCAUAUGAAAUGGUCUUGGUGGACAAAGCUGCACUUUCCAAAGUCAACUGGGGCUUCAUCAUCAUUGAUGAGGGUCACCGCAUGAAGAAUUUCGACUCGAUGCUCUCUCGGGAGCUUCGUACCUUCACUUCAGCGACGAGAUUGCUCAUUACCGGCACGCCCCUACAGAACAACCUGCGAGAACUUUGGUCGUUGCUUCAUUUCCUAUUGCCCACUAUUUUCAGCAAUUGGGACGCCUUUGAGUCGUGGUUCGACUUCAGCGACCUCCAGGACGUUAAAGGGACUUCCGAAUUCAUUGCUGAUCGCGAGAACCAAGAAUUGAUCAAGAAGAUCCAUUUAAUAUUACAACCGUUGCUUCUGCGCCGCGUCAAGGCCGACGUGGCUAAACACCUCCCGAAGAAGCGAGAGUACAUUUUGUACGCCCCAAUGACCAAGGAGCAGACCGACCUGUACAAUGCGAUUAGCGACAAGAACAUUGAUUCGCGGACGUUCCUCGAGAACAGGGUGAUCGAGGCGCUCGAAGCGAAGCAAAACGAAAAAGGUGGUGCCAAAAAAGGAGGACGAAAGCCUCGAGGUCUCUCUGCCAUUAAGAACGACCCCCCGCAAGGCAAAUCAACAACUUCGGACGCAAGCCCGGCCCCGAAUGCGUUUACCAUGCUCAUGACUAAGAAAAUUGCGCAUAUUCCUGCCAAGCAGACCAGAGGUCGCUCCACCAAAUCGAAGGCAUCCACAAAGCCACCUACUCGCGACGGUUCAACCGCAUCGUCCAAGAGGAAAACGCCCCCCACGGCUGAGGUGUCAGUGUCAAAAAGUGCAAAAUCAAGUCGAGCUUCCACCCCCGCAGUCGCAUCCAAGAGCCUCACCCGCCAGGGCCGCUCGUUGCGACGCACUAGGUAUACUGAAGCUGACUCCGAUGAGGAUAAACUUUCGGACGAUGAAUUUGAGGCCAAGCUAGCCGACGAGAUAGCCGACGAUGAUGUCAAGGAAUCUUCACCUGAGUUGACGCCCGAAGAGGCAGAUUUCAAGAGAAUGGUUGACGCCGCAAAGCUGGAAAUCUCCAGGAAGAAGCUUGGUAAUCCACUUAUGCAACUGCGUCUUGUUGCCAAUAGUCCCCAUAACUUCUUCAACCCCUGGGGCCUCGAGAAUGGGCCAGAAAUUGAUGAAAGCAUCGUCACUGCCUCUGGCAAGAUGCUGCUUCUCGACCGCCUUCUGCCCGCUUUGUUGAAGCGUGGCCACAAGGUGCUCAUCUUUUCUCAAUUCAAAACGCAGCUCGAUAUUCUUCAUGAUUAUUGUACUUUCAGGAAGCUCAAGAUCUGCCGCAUCGAUGGAAGCGUAUCCCAAGCCGAACGUCAGGAACACAUUGAUGCCUUCAAUAGCGACUCAGACUUCAAGGUCUUCCUGCUUUCAACACGAGCUGGUGGCCAAGGCAUCAAUCUGACUGCGGCCGACACCGUCAUCUUGUUUGAUUCCGACUGGAACCCUCAGCAAGAUCUCCAAGCUCAAGACAGAGUCCACAGGCUGGGACAAACGAAGCCGGUGGUGAUUUUUCGUUUGGCAACUAAAGGCACCGUCGAAGACAGUCUCCUGCUCAGCGUCGAAGCAAAGCGUCGCCUCGAGAAGCUGGUUAUCAAAGGCGGCCAGUUCAGAACGAUGGGUCAAAAGAUCAACAAGGAUGAAGACUUGGACGAAGAGAAGCUCAAGGCGCUGUUGCUCAAGGACGGUCAUGUGUACGAACAAUCUGGCAGUGCCGAGAUUUUGAGCGACAAAGACGUUGAGAUUCUGUGUGAUAGGAGCGACUCGGCAUAUGAACGUGCUGCCAUCGGCGAUGGUAACGCGGAUUCAUUCAAGGUUGUUGAAACAGCAGCCACUGGCAUCCUUGCAAGCUAA